CAAGCAUUAUGUCGCAGAGUAGCCCACACCCCCUUAAAACGUUCCCUAACCACCUCCUCCCCUCCAGCCCUCUUUAACCACCACGGCAAUGUAGCCACCAUCCUCCUUAACCGUCCUAACUCCCUCAACUCCUACAACUCAGAAAUGGUGGAGCUCCUAAUAGAUCAUCUCUACAAGUUUGAGAGGGACGAUACAGUGAAGAUGGUCCUGAUGGAGGGUGCAGGUGACAGGGCCUUCUGUGCGGGUGGUGAUAUUGUUCACCUGGGUCAGAUCACCCGGGAGAACCAGCUUCACCACAAGUUAAAGACUUUGAAGAAGCCGGUGAUAAGUGUAGGUGAUGGGAUUGUGAUGGGUGGUGGAAUGGGUUUGUGUUGUAACAGCAGGUAUCGAGUAGGGACGGAGAGGUCCAUGUUUGCUAUGCCCGAGACUAGGAUUGGGUAUUAUCCUGAUGCUGGGGCUACCUACUUUUUAUCAAGAUUGGGUGAUGUCGGGAUGUAUCUGGCGCUGACGGGGCACAGGAUCAGGGGUUAUGAUGCUAGACAUCUUGACUUUGUCACACAUUUUGUGGAGUUAGGUAAACUCACGCUGUUAAAAGAUGAAGUUUUGAGCUGUUCCUCUGAGGAUGAUUUAGUGCAUUGUUUGAGAAGCCAUGAGAAUCCAUGUGAUUUACUCGAAUUUUCUCUGAAGGACAAUCUGCUGGAGAUAUCUAAGUGUUUUUCUGCUGCUUCAGUUUUAGAGAUAAUUGAUAGACUUCAAGAAAGCGGGAGUGAUUUUGCGCAGAAGACCCUGAAGACAUUGUCCAUCAUGUCGCCCAUCGCUCUGUGCAUAUCUCACAGGACUCAGAUACUAUCUAGAAACCUGGACUUCACAGAAUGUCUGAGAAUGGAAUGUAACAUCUCUAACAAAACAUUUGCGCUGGGCGAGUUUGCUGAGGGGGUUAGAGCACUUUUAAUUGAUAAAGAUAACAAUCCUAAUUGGAACCCCCCUAGUUUGGAAACAGUCGAUGAAGCUGUUUUAGACGAUGUUUUCAAUGAUAAAUCCAUUGAUUGGGAUCCACUGCCAUGAACAUUUAAAUUAUGUGUGUAAAAUUGAUAGAACAUUGUAAUUGUGUUUGAUAUAGAAUUAGAACUAAUAGAAGGAAUUAUUGUAAAAUUCUUUAUAAAAGAUGUUUGUUGUAUUGGAACGGAAUUUUGGGCUUCAGA
Messenger RNA from Bolinopsis microptera, 1202 nucleotides. RefSeq names its product 3-hydroxyisobutyryl-CoA hydrolase, mitochondrial-like. Bases 145 to 1065 code for a protein of 306 amino acids. NCBI's taxonomy places the organism in Eukaryota, Metazoa, Ctenophora, Tentaculata, Lobata, Bolinopsidae. Gene Ontology annotation, biological process: L-valine catabolic process. The record is from RefSeq and is a predicted model, not a curated record. Gene Ontology annotation, molecular function: 3-hydroxyisobutyryl-CoA hydrolase activity. The transcript has a single exon.